Molecule: messenger RNA, 4424 nt
Organism: Cololabis saira (Pacific saury)
Lineage: Eukaryota; Metazoa; Chordata; Actinopteri; Beloniformes; Belonidae
Product: kelch-like protein 29
Exons: 15
Coding region: 350-2977 (875 amino acids)
Molecular function (GO): protein binding
Source: RefSeq, a predicted model, not a curated record
CUCCGAAUCCGCCGCCGCGCAGUGAGCACGGAGAGUAGACGCGUCUGCCCAGUCCCGUUGCGCCGCGCAGAGCCCCCGGCUGACCGGCGAUCAGCUGCCACCCCUGCACAGCGCGGCUCCCCUUGCUGUACAAUGCGACUGCAGUCUCUGCGGGAUAAACACAGCCUUCAUCCGUAAUAAUAUAAGCAGCGCCGGAGCGGAAACAAGGACGAACGCCGAGGAAGAGGAGGAGCGUGCGGCUGGGGAGGUGUAGACGGCAGUACUUAAAAGAUCCAAUCUGUCUGUGAUGAGCAUCCCCGUCCACUAGAGAACAAAGGUCUGCCCCCGUUGUUCCUUCUGAGAGGAAGUGAUGUCACGUCACCACCACCGCUUUGAGAGGGACUACCGUGGACCUUGGGAGCGGAGAGACAUCCGUCCUACUGGCCUCCACAAUGGAGGAGCCAACCAUAGCUGUGCCUCCGCGGUUGUCAAUGGCAACAACCGUCCAGGACUUCUUCCCCUCCCAGUCAUCCCCUCCCUCCUCCCCACCCCAGUUACAGUUGCCGUGACAACAUCGAGCAGUGACAUUGGGGUCAAGCGAGGCAUCACAGGAGCAGGAUCAGUGACUCCAGCAUCAGCAAAGGUCUCUGGACUGUCUCCUGGAGAGAGUCAGACCCCAGGACUGCUGCUGGCACCAGGGGUGAGAUGGGGACAGACGCCCAUCAACCAGCACACACCGUGGGAUACAGAAGAGCCUCCUGCCAAGCAACACCGAGACAGUGAGCCCACAGGUUCGGCCUGGGCUGCACAGGUAGCAGCAGUAAGCCAGUCUAGUCUCCUGCCUCAUACCUAUGCCCUCCCACAACCGCCAUCUUUUAACCACAGUGUGACUGCACAGUCCCCCAUCAUAGGGGUAACUCCAUCUAUCCAGACCCCAGUGCCCCCACAGCACCCCCUCAUGACCGCCCACUUCCAGCUGACGCCUCAGUCGACUCAGCAGCCGCCGUCUAUGGUGCUGAACAUGCCGAGCCAACCUCCGUACCCCGCAGCUCAGCCAGCAGUUACACCAUCCGCCCUCGCUGCCCAAGCCAACCAGGUGGUUCAUGCAAACCCUCACAGUAUGAUGGGAAACGGCCACUUAACCUCUCAUCCCAGCCUCCUCCAACACCCCACCCUGCCUCUGACUAAUGGACAGGCUGCAGCAAUGCAUGCCCAACCCACGGCUGCAGACAAUCAAGAUGGUCCAAACGGGCUCCAAAUGCUACGGACAGUCGGGAGUGGAAAGUACGAGUUCAGUGACCCGGGACACCCCAAAGAGAUGUUGAAGGACUUGAACCAACAGCGCAGAGCGAAAGAGUUUACAGACCUGAAAAUAAUUGUUGAAGGCAAAGAGUUUGAAGUCCACCAAAAUGUUCUAGCUUCCUGCAGCUUGUAUUUCAAGGAACUGGUGAAAAGGUCGUCAGGAGAGACGAAGAGCGGGGAAUUGCUGGAGCUGAACAUGAGCAACAUCAGCGCUGAUGUUCUGGAACAGCUGCUGGAGUUUGUUUACACGGGAUCACUGGUGAUCGACGCCGCCAACGCCAAGACAUUGCUGGAGGCUGCCAACAAGUUCCAGUUCAACACCUUCUGUAAAGUCUGUGUCUCCUUCCUAGAGAAACAACUGACUGCAGGUAACUGUCUGGGAGUGCUGGCCAUGGCUGAAGCAAUGAGUUGCACGGAGCUCCACAACAUGGCCAAAGCCUUUGCGCUGCAGAACUUCCCCGAGGUGGCAGGUCAGGAGGAGAUCUUGAGCGUAUCCAAGGUGGACCUGGUGACGUAUCUGUCCAACGACAGUCUAAACACAAAGGCUGAGGAGCUGGUCUACGAGACCGUCAUCAAGUGGAUCAAACAAGACCCCAACUCCAGAGUGCAGCAUUUGUCAGAGCUGUUAGCGGUGGUACGCCUUCCCUUCAUACAUCCAUCCUACCUGCUCAACGUGGUGGACAACGAGGAGCUGAUCAAAUCAACAGAAGCAUGUCGAGAUCUGGUUAAUGAAGCCAAGCGUUACCACAUGUUGCCUCACGCACGGCAAGAGAUGCAGACGCAACGGACCCGGCCAAGACUUUCUGCAGGUGUAGCAGAGGUGAUAGUUCUGGUAGGAGGGCGGCAAGCUAUCGGGAUGAACCAGCGCUCCUUGACAGCAGUCACCUGUUUUAACCCCCAGAACAGCAAGUGGUACCCGCUGGCCAGCCUGCCCUUCUACGACCGUGAGUUCUUCAGUGUCAUCUCGGCAGGAGACAACAUCUACUUGUCAGGUGGCACAGAGUCGGGUGUGAUGGUGGCUGACGUGUGGUGUUACAUGUCCCUGUUGGACAACUGGAAUCUGGUGUCCCGGAUGACCGUGGCUCGCUGCAGACACAACAGCUUGGUAUAUGACGGCAAACUGUACACCAUCGGAGGACUGGGCAUGUCAGGAAACCUGGACCAUGUUGAAAGGUACGACACCAUCACCAACACGUGGGAGACGGUUUCUCCCCUCCCGAAGCCAGUCCACUCCUCUGCAGCCACGGUGUGCGGAGGAAAGAUCUACGUGUUUGGAGGCGUGAACGAGGCCGGACGCUCGGCAGGAGUCCUCCAGUCCUACGUGCCACAGAGCAACACGUGGAGUUUCAUUGAGUCUCCCAUGAUAGAUAACAAAUACGCCCCUGCAGUGAGUCUAAACGGUUUUAUAUUCAUCUUGGGAGGAGCCUACGCUCGAGCUACCACUAUCUAUGACCCAGACAAAGGCAACAUCAAGGCUGGUCCCAACAUGAAUCACUCUCGGCAGUUCUGCAGCGCCAUUGUCCUGGAAGGAAAGAUCUACACCACAGGGGGCAUUGUAAGCAGCGAGGGUCCAGCCCUGAGCAACAUGGAGACGUUUGACCCUUGCACUAACACGUGGACGCUCCUGCAGUCGCUGCCCUGUCCACUCUUCAGACACGGCUGCGUGGUCAUUAAAAAGUACAUCCAGAGCGGCUGAGGGGGGGGCUCAGGCUGGACCGACGGCAAACACCAGCCAAGCUCCGGUUGUGGGACGACGUGUGAUGGCAGCUCAGAGCCUGGCCGGUCGCUCGGUGACCUCUGGACUUGAUGCCAGCAUGGACCCUCCCAAAAAAAAUAAAACCCUGUGCAGAAUGUACUCAUGUUCAGCUACUCAGCCAUGCCAGGUGAAGAUGCCUAACCUCCAGUACUGUAUGUGUCAUGGUUGCUCAUCGUCUCAUCCAACAGGCACAGGGACCCACUUAGUAGUUUACAAGCUCCUUGGUUUUUCAUGAAACGCUUAUUAAAAACCGAGCUUCUCAUUCUCGUCUCUCCCAGAUCUCAGUGAGCUCACCACGUCCCUGUUUCUUUGAAGCACUCGGCCUAAACUCAGUGAAAGCCAAUGCAGGUCCACAUUUUUGUCACUUUUGGGUGAAUUUUACAGGUGCCGGUUCCAUAGUCACUGAUUAGCAGGAGUUUCUUUGAGGUGCAUGAAUGUUUUCAGAAGUGACAUUAAUGACGGACGGAAACAUUAACAGGACCACGGCGGCUUUCUCAUUCAUCUGCGGACUUGACGAGCCUCUUCUCGCUUCUGGGUCAGGUAGCCAAAUUCUUACCGUGUGGAUUCAUGAAGUGAUUUCAAAACCAGAUUUUGAACUCUGUGUUACCUGCUUUUUUAACAACUCCCUAAACAUUGGAACAACGAUCAAAAUCUGGGUCGGGUGGGGUUUAAAGAGAAAUCUUUUUUUUUUUUUUUGUCCAGUUCCAGCAUGAUUGCGAUAUCAUCUGGAGGACUGCUGACGUCCCACCACCUCCACCUUUUUAUCCAUAUCAUGUUACUUAUUGGAAUAAAGAUAGCACUACAUUUAGGAAGGAAAUUCACUGGAGUUUAAUCAGACAGUUAAGAUGGGAUGAAUCCUGCAGAAAAAAAGCACAAUAAUUCACUUGUGGCUGUUAUCAUCGAUGUUCUCUGUUCAACCAUGGGUUCGCUUGUCUCUCAUUAUCCCCCACCUCGUUAUGUUUUAUAAAACGUGUUUCAUUGCAACUCACAACUGAUGCUGGGUUGUUACUCUGUAAAUACAGGCAGGAAAUAUGUAUAUUUUAAAACCGAAGGCAAUUCUGUAUAAAUGUUUUUAGAAAAAAAACUGAUAGGUUGGAUUCAAAAUGUCUGUAAAUCUGUACCCCCAAAAAGAGAAAUUAACAAUUGUUAUAACUGAACCCUAAUAGAUAUACCAGAACAUGAAUGCAUUGUCAAGUCUCUUUUUUUGGGGAUGUGGUUGAGUUAAUGGAAACAUUUUAACACCAGUCACACAACUGAAUGUUUGGUUUUCAAUCGCAAUCACCACAGAAAGUCAACAGGACAUACUGGUUGAUAACGAGCUGUUUUAUAAUAAAUUCAAGCAAAUUUCAGUCUGAAAAAACUAUUUACUAAAAAAACAAAAUGCUCA